This is a messenger RNA of Diabrotica virgifera virgifera (western corn rootworm), 1520 nucleotides long. RefSeq names its product GATA zinc finger domain-containing protein 4-like. Lineage: Eukaryota; Metazoa; Arthropoda; Insecta; Coleoptera; Chrysomelidae. The record is from RefSeq and is a predicted model, not a curated record. Bases 166 to 1443 code for a protein of 425 amino acids. The transcript has 3 exons.
ACUCCUAACCUAAAUCUUUUAUCUUUCAAUCUUUCUUCAAUGACAUUUGUUCCAUUUGUUAAACAGCAUUUUGUUAACAAUUUUAAAAAAUAAUUAAAUUAUUAUUUAUUAGUGUUGGUGAAUUGUUGAUAUUUCAAGUUUUUGAAGCAUAAAUUAAAAUCCAAAAUGAGUGUCAUAGAUGAUGAAACAAGAAUUUUUCAAAAUUCUAUCAGGUACUUGCACAACAUCUCAACAUUACCAGAAACAAAUGUACCAACUUUAAGAUCCUUUAUUUGUCUCAAAAGAAGAUUGAUGGAACUACGCAGGAGUUCCUUUCUCCCAACAAGUGCUACAAAACCAAGUAUGCAUUGUCAAAAGUGUUUUUUGAAUUACUUUGAGGGGCCUGCAACAUAUAAUGUUAUUUCUAAGCCAACUAGAUACACCUUUGAGGACAAAGUAAAAGCAAAGCAGAAGAAUGGCUUACCUCUUACAAGAUAUCAAGAAAAGUAUCUCAAAAGAAUGAAGAAGUUUACUGGAAAUAUUUUGGUCACUAAAUGUAAAUUCUGUAAUCAUGAAAACCAAACAAAAUUGGAUAAACCAAGGCGUAAACCAAUACCCAAGAUAUCACUAAUAUCCAGUCCAUUAAUAAAGAAGAAAAAGAAGAACAAAAGAGAUAAAUUCUGUGGAUUGAAUCAAAGUAUUGUUGCUUCAGUUUCACUAAAUAACAGCUAUGUUAUUGACAAAACACCAGAUUGGUCUAAAACUUUUAUCCCAUUAGGAAACAGUAUUAACAAUAAUACUAGCAUGGCAACAAAGAAGAAAAAUAAGAACAAAAGAGACAAAUUGUAUGGAUUGAAUCAAAGUGUUUUUGCAUCGAGUUCACUAAAUAACAACCAUGGUAAUCAUGUCAACCAGAGCCCACCAGAUUUAUCCAAAACUUUUAUUCCAUUGACAAACAGUAAUAAAAAUAAUACUGGAAACUAUAUGGUAGCCAGCACUAGAAUUCAAUUGAAGGGUAUUUCUAGUAAAUAUCGCCCAAACAAAAAGAAGAAGAAAAAUUGUAAAGACCCUAAAACACCUGAGAUCAAGAAAGAGACCAAGUCUGAGACCAAGAUUUCUGCUCCUUUGAAUAAUGGUCAUAGUAAUUCGAAACUGAACAGAUUAUCAAAUAAAUCUAACAAAUUGAACACUACUUUAAUUGAUCUCACACAAUCGCCAUUUUCAAAAAAGUCAAUCAAACCCGAAGUUAUAGAUUUGGAUUCAGAUGAGUCUUUUCAGGAAUUACGCCCAAAGAUAAAAAUAAAAAAGGAAAAGAUACCGGUCCAAACUUCUACUCCUUUGCAGACACCUAUUCAUAAAAAGAACAGCGAGAAAUAUCUAAGUAAGUUAAAUGAGAUAUUUAAGAGUUCAGGAAAGAAGAAUUCAGCUUCAACAAAUUUAAUGCAUUUUUUGCAAGGCUUGUAGGAAGUUCUUUAAAGUAUUAAUUGUAAAAUAAUGUCAUUAUUGUGAUAAUUUGUUAUAUUACAGUUUAUUUUUGGCAG